AUAAAGUUUAUUCAAAUAAACACUGCGACGUCACGACACAACAAUGGCAGCCAGCGGUUCAGCUGUAACUGUUCUCACUCCUAAUGGGAGAAGACAAACAGUCAAAGUGUCUCCAAACACGCCGUUAUUACAGGUGCUCGAGGAUGUCUGCAAAAAGCACGGAUUUAAUCCCAACGAUCACGGUCUAAAGUUUCAGAGGACUGCUGUUGACCUCACGCUGCCAUGGAGGUUUGCCAACCUGCCCAACAAUGCAAAGCUGGAAAUGGUAACAGAUAUACGGAAACAGGCGGUAGCCGACAGCCAGGUGCGGAUUGCGCUCCAGAUGGAGGACGGCUCUCGACACCAGGGUUCCUUCUCCUGCGGACAGACUCUGUGGGAACUGCUCACACAUUUUCCCCAGAUCAGUGUGUCAGAGACGGAAUCCACCCCCGUGUGCGUCUACAUGAGAGACGAGGUGAGUGGGGAAGAAGCGCUGAAGAAGACCACUCUGAGGUCUCUAGGUCUGACGGGAGGAAAUGCCAUUGUCAGGUUUUUACUCAAGAAGAACAAAGCAGAGGGAGAUGAUGGGGAAGCCACAGCUGCUAUGCCAACCAUGCUUAUUGCCAAGAAAACCACACCUAUCCCAUCAUCUCUGCCAGACCCUGCUCCGUCACAUCCAGAGACAUCCAAAGCAGAGACUCCAAUUAAACAUGCAGCCCCCCAGCAGCCAAUUGUUGCUCCAGCUCCCGCGUCGGCCCCAAGCAGUUCACUUCCUGUUCAGCAGGAGGAAGUUCCAAUCUCGCAGGAGGCAGUUCGGCCAAAGAUUCCUCCUGUGGAGAGAGUGAUGCCAGAGGAGGACGGCGAGGAAGCGGGGCCUUCAGGACUGAACUCUCACCCUUCUUCUUCUUCUUCGUCUUCUUCCUCCUCCUUCGUCGCUCCUUCGUCCCCUUUCAUUCCCUUCUCUGGAGGCGGGCAGCGCCUCGGGGGUCCCCAGGGGGGCGCAGUGGGACGCUCGCUAUCUUCAUCCUCAUCAUCCUCAGCUCUGACUGCAGCCGUUGACUCGCCCAAAGCCAAGAAACUAAAAAGCAGCCACGGUUCGAGCAACAAGGGUCAAUCCACUGCAAAUCAGCCAGAUGAGGACAUGAAUCUGGGGGAGUUCAUGGAGCCCGUAGAGAGGGAGCUCCUCAUCUACCACCUGGACGCUGUGUCCCGUCACUCUGACAAGCACAGGGAUCUGCCCGACGAGUUCUUCGAGGUGACGAUGGAUGAUGUGCGCAAGCGCUUUGCCCAGCUGAAGAGCGAGAGGAGGCACCUGGAGGAGGCUCCGCUGAUGACUAAAGCUCUGAGAGAAUCCCAAAUAAAAGAGAAGAUGGAACGAUAUCCUAAAGUGGUCAUGAGGGUCCAGUUUCCAGACAGACAUGUUCUACAAGGUUUCUUCAGGCCGCUGGAGACAGUUGGUGCUGUGAGGCAGUUUGUGAGCAAUCACCUGGAGGAGCCUGAGCUCAGUUUCUACCUGUUCAUAACCCCCCCAAAAACCAUCCUGGACGACCCCUCAGCGACUCUGUUUCAGGCCGACCUGUUUCCUGGCGCUCUGCUGUACUUCGGCUCUGACGAUAAGAGAGACAUUUACAUGAAAAAGGAACUGGUUGAUUCCUCUGUGUCGGCUUUGCAAGCAAAUGAGUCCAUCGCAAGCUGCAUGCUGCGGUCCCCGACACCCUCCUGCAGCUCUGAGGGCUCAGAGGAGCAGCUGCCUGCUCCGGAGCCUAGGGCCAACACCAGUGGAGCCACUGAGGACAACGACGCCUCCCCUGCAACCACCCCGCCUGCUAAACCUGCCAGAUCUGACCCGGGCAAAGUGCCCAAGUGGCUGAAGCUUCCAGGUAAGAAGUGAGACAGCUGCUUUGUUGAACGCAGGACUCUCUACGGCCAGCGUCUCCGGAGCUGUGUGCACACCGAGUAGAACACUUAAACCUUUUGCUGCGCUUUGAUAAAGGCUCGACUUUGUACCCGCAGUGGACUAAACACCCCUUGUGGAAGAAGCCUGCACAUGCCUAGGUUUUUAAAACUGUCAAAUAAUGAGAUCAAUGAGUGAAGGGUGAUUUGUUUCAUUGCAGAGGAUCUCUGAGUGCUGAAGCAGCCGCUUUAAUUCAGCAGGUGAAAUGUUGUGCAGAGUGAAUAAAGAUUGUUGUACUUAUACUGUCUUGCAACGUC
Molecule: messenger RNA, 2190 nt
Organism: Eleginops maclovinus (Patagonian blennie)
Lineage: Eukaryota; Metazoa; Chordata; Actinopteri; Perciformes; Eleginopidae
Gene: aspscr1
Product: ASPSCR1 tether for SLC2A4, UBX domain containing
Exons: 17
Coding region: 44-1870 (608 amino acids)
Biological process (GO): intracellular protein transport; signal transduction; glucose homeostasis
Cellular component (GO): nucleus; cytoplasm; vesicle membrane
Molecular function (GO): protein binding
Source: RefSeq, a predicted model, not a curated record